UAAAAAAUUUUGAAACUUUUAUAAUCUAUGCGAGUUAUGGAACACAGCCAAAGUUUGACCGUGGGUCGUCAUCGAAUGAAAAAGUUCAAAAUAAAUACAUAUCCGCCCUCUACUCAUGAUAACCAAAAACUAAUUAAUUGCUUAAUUACAGUCUUUAACUCGUCCGGGCCCGGGAUUUACGUGGAGAGUGUGCCCCCUCGCCUGCCCCUGACUAGGACGGAUUUCGUCUGUGAAUUCGUCAUCUCGGUGGAACGAGAAGAUCUCGAAUUUGUCGAAUACGUGCCACCAACCUUGCCACCCUGUCCGCCAGAAAUGACGACGAAUUCGCCAAAUUCGUCGAAAUUUCGACCGGAUAAAGAAGAAAUGGACUGCAUCCCUGCAACAAAUUCAACAGUCCCGCCACCGACGGCGUCGUCGUUGCCCGUCCCGCCGGCGCCAUUUUUCGCCCUGAGCAUCCCACAGGAUGAGAACCUUUAUGUCAAAAUGGUCCAAGGUUUCGUCAACCGGUCGGGGAACGAGGGGGAUUUUGAAAUUUUGGAAAUUCUUAUGGAGCCGAUGAAUCCUACUCCUCCGCUGGACUUGAAGGACUCGUUUUAUGAAAUUCACGCGUUUGAGAAACCCCUCAAUCUCAGUGGGUUAUCGAUUGAUCGAGAAGUUGCGAAUCACACGUGGCACGAGAGGUCGCAAUAUUUACCUACAAGAAACCACAUUUCUCCCCGUUAUUUCUUGCAAGUGGUUACUUACUUUCACCUGAAACACUAUUUUUCCCCAUUGGCAACGCCUUUUAAACGACGACGUGCUGCACCAAGCGUACUGGGACCCGGUGUUCGAGACUUGUCGGGGUGAGCGAGCCGUCUGUUAUUUGAUGGACCAUGACCUCAAAUGUUGGCGAGUCGAGAGGGAAGAGUGCACCGUUCUUAUCAAUUUUGCGUUUGAGAAGAACUUUACGGAAAUUCGGGUUCGGAUGGUGGUUGAGAAUUGGCACUGGGGAAGCUUCGGCUUUACGACGGAUCACUUUUUGCUGGACGACAUCGGCUUUUACUGCGGCGAGAUGGAGCCCUUCGUCUGGACGCAGGUCCACCUCAACCACACGACCCUCAAGGGCUCCUACAAAGGACUGGAGGAGAACCUCGUCAAAAUCGUCACCUUCAAAGAACAGGCCGGAGAAAUGAAAAGAUAUUGCGAGUGGAUUAUGCCCUCAAAGUUUAAAGUGCAUCAGGGGUCCUUCAACACAACUCGGGACGUGAACGUGAACCUGGUCGACAAUGAGUACCACGUGCUAAUGACGGUCGGGAAGAACGUUUCGUACCACUCUGCCAAGCAAAUCAUGCCUCACAAGUUUGGCAAAAAAGCGUAUCUCAGCCUGACCGGGGAGAAGGAUGCCGGAAGUGCGGCCACCCCCACCUCCAUUCCUCACGCCACACUUGUAACCUUCCUAAUUCUCAAUUUGUACUCCUCCAUUUGUAUUUAGA
This is a messenger RNA of Folsomia candida, 1472 nucleotides long. RefSeq lists its product as uncharacterized. The record is from RefSeq and is a predicted model, not a curated record. NCBI's taxonomy places the organism in Eukaryota, Metazoa, Arthropoda, Collembola, Entomobryomorpha, Isotomidae. The transcript has 6 exons. The coding region runs from base 866 to 1471 and encodes 201 amino acids.